AUGUCCGUUGCAGGGAGCACGGAGAAGCCCGAGGGGCUCUACACUCUCAUCAAGCACUUUGCACUCAAUCCCACGGAGAAGCCCGAGGAACUCUACUCCCUCAUUGAGCACUUUGCUCUCGGGCGGCGGCGCAUCGAAUUAUUUGGCGCUGACCACAAUAUCCGGGCAGGCUGGCUGACCGUGGGGAAAUCUCUCACCUCCUCAAACUUCAACCCGCAGACCUACUGCAAGCUCUUUGCCGGACCUGACGGCAAGGUUUGGCAAGGCACGGGCCGAGGCAACCCCCCACCUGGAGCGCCGCACCUGCUGGUUACCACGCCUGAGAUCGAGGCUCUCCGGCCCAACUUUCCUCUUUCCCGCGCACAAGCGUUUGCACCCGUUCCCGCAGCCGCGGCUCGACCUUCCAAUUCCCGCCAAAAGCUGUCCCUCGUCUCCGGCUUUUCAGGAGCUAGGGUCAGGUUUGCUGAACCAGGAUCGCUAACCAACGGCGUUGUGCCACGUGUUGGGAGGCCCUCCCAACGUCCUGGCCUGCUGGUUACGGCCACGUGGCUUGAAAACAAGGCCGUGGUGGAUGCGCCAUCUGUCCCUCUCCCAUUGGCCUUCGACCUGUGGUUGGACCGAGAGCUCAUCCCUUCCUGGAUGCCGUGGAUUGCUUCAGUAAAAAUGCGUGACGACAAACCAGAGCUCUCCACGUGGACCCUCCGUUACAAUGCAUUUGGGCAGAACCUCGAGUUCUCCUGGCUCGCCAAGAACCUGCAGCCCAUCCACCAUCAGAAGAUCCACUGGCGAUCACUGGAUGGUCUUCCCAACAGGGGCGCCGUCCGCUUCUUCCCCAGCGGACCCAACGGCUGCAAGCUGGAGAUGACCAUUUCUUACGAGGUGCCAGGGAUUCUCGUCCCCGUCGCAAAUAGCCUAGCCCCGUUGGUGCAGAGCAUCAUUCAGGCCGACCUCGAGCGGUUUGUGGAGUUUGCCAAAAAGAGAGUUCAGCAGCAAAGGGUGUAA
Messenger RNA from Closterium sp. Yama58-4, 1002 nucleotides. Lineage: Eukaryota; Viridiplantae; Streptophyta; Zygnematophyceae; Desmidiales; Closteriaceae. The record is from the annotation of a GenBank genome assembly.